Molecule: messenger RNA, 1275 nt
Organism: Rosa chinensis
Lineage: Eukaryota; Viridiplantae; Streptophyta; Magnoliopsida; Rosales; Rosaceae
Exons: 4
Coding region: 101-994 (297 amino acids)
Biological process (GO): DNA-templated transcription
Molecular function (GO): sequence-specific DNA binding
Source: RefSeq, a predicted model, not a curated record
UUGUGUCCAUUUUGCAUUCUCGCUCUGGAAAAUCAGUUACAGCCAGUCUCGCAGUUCAGAGUCGAGAGAAGUGUGAACGCCAUUAACACACAGAGAGAAAAUGCUUCAGAAAAAAGAAGCAGCAGCGAUGAAGGGGAUGGUGCCAUCUCAGCCCUCCAUGAAAUACCCAGAUGAAGAUGAUGAACAUGAAGUGAAAGAAGGAAAUGGGGGGUUGCCAGUAGAAGGUGGUUUUGCAAUUGAGGACAUUUCUGAAAAGUUUCAGUCUCAGUGCAUCAGCCUUUACAAGCGAGACCUCUCAAAACGAGGUGAAGAGCUCACUUUUGAGAAGAAUGGUGGGUGGAGGCAAGAGCAGAAGGGCAGAACUGCAAGGCUGGAGAAACAGCUCAGGUUGAGGUGGGAACUUGAGGAGAUAAUUGAAGAACAAGUGAACAGGUUCCAUGCACACUACAACUUGGAUAUGGUCCCAACCCGCCUCAAAGACAUUUCCCAACUCCUCAUGCCCAAUUGGACUCCGCCUGAUGAGCUUGCCUCCAUAGGUUGGUUUGGUGAUUGGCGGCCCUCUUCCAUUCUGGAACUUGUGCGUUGCUUGUCUGCUUCCUGCUUUCCAAUCUCUGCUAGCACAGACCACCUCUUACUGCAGCUCAUUCAUGAGAUUCGGAUCGAAGAGGCAAUACUUGAUGAGGAGAUGGCUGAGAUUCAGUCUACAUGUAUCCUCUACCUUCCGUUUGCUCCAAUCAACAUUCAAUCAGGUGGAUCUGCCUUGGCUUGUGUUCACUCUGAGUUCAAGAAGAUUGAAAGGGUUAUCACAAAAGCUCAGCAACUCAGGUUCAAGGCACUGGAAUUGGUUUUGAAGAAGAUACUGAAUGAAAUUGAUGCAGCAGAGUUCUUAGUGGCAUUUGAGGGAAUACAAGAUGCUAUUCACCAGUUUGCAGCAAACCAGAGGUUCCAGAAGGGUCCAGUUGCUAUGCCUGUCAAGGCUUUGGGGUCUGCCUGAGAACAAAGGAGAUAAAAGAUCGUAUGGAACUUGCUAACCAAAUCAGAAACAGUACUCACUGAAAGAAAAAAAUGACAAACCUCUUUUACUUGCCGAUUGUUGCUGUAUGAUAUGAUAUCUUAUCGUAGUCUUAGCUUUGAUGGACAAUCUCGUGUUGUCUAAACAGUGUGUGUAGAGAACUCAAAACAGGUUUACAGUGUCAUUCAUUCGAAGCUGUUCAUGUAAAUAUGUACAGAGCAUGGAUUUCGAGUAUAGUUUGGUCUGCAAGGGGCCAAAUUUUG